Messenger RNA from Phytophthora megakarya, 432 nucleotides. The record is from the annotation of a GenBank genome assembly. Lineage: Eukaryota; Oomycota; Peronosporomycetes; Peronosporales; Peronosporaceae.
AUGGCUUAUCGCCCACAAGGGAACGGCAAGGCUGAGCGAACAGUACAGACCCUGACACGAGCCCUGAAGAUGUACGUCGCAGACGUCAACCAACAAGACUGGGACGACUAUGCAGAGGAACUGACAUUUGCGUUGAAUACCGCACAUGAUCGAGUGAGAGGAGAAACGUCGUUCUUCUUGGUCCAUGGAUGGGACCCGCGGUCGACACUUGAAGCAGUUGUUUCGGUGGGAUCGACACGCCGCCGCGAUUGCGAUGCACGGAGAUGGAGGUACCACAUACAGGGUCAAUACCGCAGAGCCAGGGAAGCGGUCAAUGAGAACCUACCCGACCUCAAUUGCGCCGCUCUGUUGUACGAGUAUGAACGCGGACGUACCAGCCGCAACCGCUUCAACGUGAUGCAAUCACACGAAGAAGGGGUGAACGUUGAGUAA